Cylindrotheca closterium is the source of this 852-nucleotide messenger RNA. The record is from the annotation of a GenBank genome assembly. Lineage: Eukaryota; Bacillariophyta; Bacillariophyceae; Bacillariales; Bacillariaceae.
AUGAGCCUUGUGUACAGCACCGCCAAUGGAGGCAAACGUAAUUCAUUAUACAUUGGAGGUCGAAGUGAUGCGAAAUCGUUGGAGAAAUUAGAACGAUAUGGCAUCAGUCACAUUUUAAAUGUAACGCCGGGUAAAGAAGCUUCUAUUCAAGCGGGAGUGCCCAACUUUUUCGAGAAGAAGAAUCUGUUUCGGUACCGACGAGUUGCAGUCUAUGAUGCUCCCACGAGUGCACCUCAGCUCUUGGAGGCGGCCGAUUCAGUGGUCAAGUUCAUUUCCAAUGGUCUUCAUCAUGGAAGCGUACUAGUGCACUGUCAACAUGGCGUUUCUAGAUCAACGACCUGUGCAUUAUUUUAUCUAGUACGCGCUGUUUCUACACGACAAAUACAAAUACGACAAUUUGCAAAUGAAUUCUUGGCUCGUCGCAGACCACAAGCGCAACCGAUCCCCGCCUUUAUGAAGAUAUUAGAGCAGUACGCGAAGGUGCAUGGAGCUAGUGAUCAUGACAACUCUCAAAAGCGCGUCUUCCAAAGUCAAUCCAGUGCCAAUGAUAGAAAGCGGCCACGGGUUGGGCCAUCCACGGGCCCACCGACUGGUCCGGUUGGGCCACCUCAAACUAGGACUGAGAUUGGGCCCUCUUCGUCACAAGCUCAUAGUCUAAAGGAGAUAGGACCUUCCCUCCCCUCUGAUAAGACGAUUGGACCAUCACCUCCACCUUAUCAACAACAAAACAAAGAAAUUGGACCCUCACUCCCUCCCAGAAAAGAUGACAUAUCAAUUGGGCCAUCGCUCCCGCCAGCAAAGGAAGACGAAUCAAUUGGGCCAUCGCUUCCUCUUACAAAAGAAGACAAGUAG